CAUAUAAAAAGUCUUUGCAGAGCAGUUGCAACACAGUUGACAGUUAAGAGGGAACAGUCAGCCUUUUCUUGCUGCCUUUGGAUUUCUGAGAACCAAAACAGGGAAUACCUCUGAAACGUUUAAAGUUGUUCUCAUUGCAGUCAUGUUUGUGAACACAAUUGUGACCAUUCUGCUUCUUCAGAUCAUACACGAAGGUAGCAUUGUGGUCGCACAGGGGGUGAAUCUGCGCUGUCAUUGCAUUACCAAGGAAAAAAAGCCCAUUGGCCGUUUCAUAGCAGUGUUGGAAGUGCACGCUGCAAGUUCCCACUGCUCUGAAAUUCAAAUAAUUGCAACACUUAAGAUGAAUAACAAAAAGGUUUGCCUCGAUCCUGAGGCUACAUGGGUCAAAAGAGUACUAAAGAAAAGACGUGCCAGGCAAAAAGUGAAAGAACAAACACCCAAAGCAUAGCUUUUCACCAUGGAAGCUUUGAAUGAACAGGACAAAGACUGUUUCCUGAAGGAAGAAGUUUCAUGCAACAAUUAUGACCGUCAGUAACUAAUGGGACACACCUAACUGCCAGCAAGGGGAGAGACAACAGGAAAAGCGAGCCUUUUCCCAUAAUCAUAUAACACAAUAUUCACUAUGUCUUAUCACCUUGAGCACACAUUGUAAAUAUUUAAAUCCAUUACUUUUAACAUGAAUUGUGUUUCAUCUUAAGGCUUAUGUAUAAAGAUGAUUUUUUUUCUUUUCUUAACAUCUAAAGUUAGCUUAUAUCUUUUUCUACAAAAAAGUCAGAGGGUUUAUGUACAGUUUGAAUUCCCUUUGUUAUCUAAUGUAGUAAAAUAAUGAUUAUGAAUAAACUGCUUCUCUUUAUCCUAAUAUCACAAUAUAUAUUUUUUUAUUUAUCUUGUCUUUUUUAUUUUUAAUUAUUAAAAAUGUAUACCAUAUCUUUAUGAUAUAUGUUUAAUUUAAGGUACAGUAAAUAAAUAAUGCAACAUCUAUUGUAAAGAUUUAGAUUGAAGUAACAACUCUGCAGUCUCUGUUUGGGUGAGAAUAUUUCUGUUAAAGAUUACAGGGCCCAAAUAUCUUAUUUGCAAAAGAAAACUAUUGUAGUUUAGAAAAAAAACUAUCUUAGUUUAGAAAAACAAAAAAAUCCAGAGGAGAAGUCCCUGGACCCUAAACCUUGCAGCCAUUAGAAAAUGGUCCAAGGCCAAAGGGGGCUUUAAUAUGUUUACCCAUUCUCAUAUUUUCCAUAGUGAUAUUCUUAACAACCAGAUGACAUCACCUACAAUCAUAGGAAUAACCAGAGUUAAUAUGAAAUGCAGUUCUCACAGCGUUUAAUUCCCUCGUAUUUCAGUCAGAGUUUAAUACAGCCAAAUAUUUAUGGAUUAUUUGUAUUGAUGAUGUGUGAAUCUGUUAAACCCUAAUAAUUUCUGCCUGUUGCAUGUCAGAACUAAUGUUUUCCCAAGUAGUUUAUCUAAUUAGAACAGUUUUUCUGUCAGGAUAAAAAGUCAUCUUCAUUAUGUACGUGGCAAAGAUUUUGGAAUGGAAUGAGAGCUUUGUCCUUGAUCUAAGAACAUAGUGUGAUAUUUUGAUAUGGCUGGAGCCUUGGAUGUCUCCUCA
Messenger RNA from Cyprinodon variegatus (sheepshead minnow), 1603 nucleotides. RefSeq names its product alveolar macrophage chemotactic factor-like (gene cxcl8a). Gene Ontology annotation, molecular function: CXCR chemokine receptor binding; chemokine activity. Gene Ontology annotation, biological process: chemokine-mediated signaling pathway; cellular response to lipopolysaccharide; inflammatory response. The transcript is spliced from 4 exons. The record is from RefSeq and is a predicted model, not a curated record. The coding region runs from base 143 to 448 and encodes 101 amino acids. Gene Ontology annotation, cellular component: extracellular region. NCBI's taxonomy places the organism in Eukaryota, Metazoa, Chordata, Actinopteri, Cyprinodontiformes, Cyprinodontidae.